UCUUUUAGCUUUCAUCAGCAAGCAACCUUCUCUUCCAGCUACCAGUCAAAAAUAAGUGCAUCUAGCCAAGGCUUUUCUUCAGCAACUGCUGCCAAAGGUCCCGUGCCUUACGGAGGGUACAAUGAACCCUCUGCUCCUGCUCCCAAACCACGGGUAGUGACAACUGCAAGCAUCAAACCAUCUGUUUAUCAACCAGCUCCAGGUCCUGCUCCGAGCUACGCUCCAUCUCCAGCACAUGCUUACCCAGCACCCACACAAGAGCCAACAAGCCGUCCACCAUGGGUGACUGAUGACAGUUUCUCUCAAAAAUUUGCACCAGGAAAAUCUACAUCUACUGUUACUAAGCAAAUCCUUCCAAAAGCAGCACCACCACCACCAGCUCCAAUCACCACUCACAGCUAUACACCUCAGCCCGUGAGUCAUCCCCCCUCACAAGCACCUCGGGGGCUGAUCCAGCGUGCUGAGAGAUGCCCAGCAAGCAGCAGGACCCCUCUGUGUGCACACUGCAACAGUAUUAUUAGAGGACCUUUCUUAGUGGCAAUGGGUCGGUCAUGGCAUCCAGAGGAGUUUAACUGUGCCCACUGCAAGACCUCCCUGGCUGAUGUGAGUUUUGUUGAGGAGCAAAAGGGCGUUUACUGUGAACGGUGCUAUGAGCAGUUCUUUGCUCCAACUUGUGCUCGCUGCAACACUAAGAUCAUGGGGGAAGUGAUGCAUGCUCUAAGACUCUAAGACAGACCUGGCACACUACCUGCUUUGUCUGUGCUGCUUGCCGGAAGCCAUUCGGUAAUAGUCUUUUCCAUAUGGAGGAUGGAGAGCCAUACUGUGAAAAAGAUUAUGUUGCUUUGUUCAGUACAAAAUGCCAUGGAUGUGAUUUUCCUGUUGAAGCUGGAGACAAGUUUAUUGAAGCCCUUGGCCACACCUGGCAUGAUACUUGUUUCAUCUGUGCUGUUUGUCAUGUGAAUCUGGAGGGCCAACCCUUUUACUCUAAAAAGGACAAGCCUCUUUGCAAGAAGCAUGCCCACGCCAUCAAUGUGUAA
Staurois parvus is the source of this 1037-nucleotide messenger RNA. NCBI's taxonomy places the organism in Eukaryota, Metazoa, Chordata, Amphibia, Anura, Ranidae. The record is from the annotation of a GenBank genome assembly.